Molecule: messenger RNA, 407 nt
Organism: Staurois parvus
Lineage: Eukaryota; Metazoa; Chordata; Amphibia; Anura; Ranidae
Source: the annotation of a GenBank genome assembly
AUGUACACAGAGACACAUGUACGUACAUACACACAAACACACACACACACAGACACAUGCACACACACACAUGCAUGUACAUACACGCAGACACAUGUACAGAUACACCCAUGUACAUACACACAGACACCCCCCCCCCCCAUAAAAAGUUGCAGUACUUCAUUGUUCACUCACAGAUCUGGGUAGUGCAUUCUAGGGGGAGGUAGAGAGCACAGCACACACUCCUUGCUUUGCUUUCACUGCGAUCAGCUAUUGAGCAGUCUGACGGCUCCCAGUGCCAAUGACAGAUCCGGCCUGAGCUCCGAGCCUGCUCAGCAAGACGGCCCUGGGGGACACACUCGCCCCCCCACCAUAAUUUCCACUCACCAUUGGCAAGUAGGCGAGUGGAAAUUUCAAGCCCUGCUAUA